Molecule: messenger RNA, 4293 nt
Organism: Acipenser ruthenus (sterlet)
Lineage: Eukaryota; Metazoa; Chordata; Actinopteri; Acipenseriformes; Acipenseridae
Product: G-protein coupled receptor 22-like
Exons: 3
Coding region: 390-1781 (463 amino acids)
Biological process (GO): G protein-coupled receptor signaling pathway
Cellular component (GO): membrane
Molecular function (GO): G protein-coupled receptor activity; peptide binding
Source: RefSeq, a predicted model, not a curated record
CGUGUUGAAUAAUAAUAAUAAUAAUAAUAAUAAUAAUAAUAAUAAUAAUAAUAAUAAUAAUAAUAAUAAUAAUAAUAAUAACAAUCCCAUCACCUGGAAACCUGCUUUUUGACUUUACCGCCGCUCCGCGCUCAUCUCACCUGAGUGUCCCGGGAAAGACGCGUGCUUCUUGGGGAUAAGGAAAGCAAGCCCCGCGUUCUGAAAAGGGCUGCAGGGAUUCGAUUGGACUGACCAGCAGGAGGAGGAGCUGUGACUGGUGACCAGCCACUCAGCGCAGUAUACACUCAGAGAGGACUAUUCCUGUGCACGAGGGGAGUGCAGGAGGAGGUGGGGACGGCAGUGUCUCCCGGCCGCACGGCUAUGCGCGAGUGUGAUAGCGGGUCACGGCCAUGGAGACGGACAGCUACAGGGGGCUCCUGGAGACCAGCGACGGCUUCGACCCCGAGUUGGGGGGCUGGUCCCUGCCCUACCCGCUGUGGCUCCAGGUCUCCCUUACAGGCUUCCUGAUGCUGGAGAUCGUGCUGGGCUUCAGCAGCAACCUGACUGUGCUGGUGCUCUACUGCAUGCAGUCCAGCCUGGUGGACUCGGUCAGCAACACGGUGACCAUGAACCUGCACGUGCUGGACAUCAUCGUGUGCGUGGUGUGCGCGCCGCUCACCAUCGUGGUCAUCCUGCUGCCACUGGAGCACAACGCAGCCCUGCUGUGCUGCUUCCACGAGGCCUGCGUCACCUUCACCAGCAUCGCCACGGCCGUCAACGUGCUGGUCAUCAGCAUGGACCGCUACGACAUCUCCGUGCGGCCCGCCAACCGCAUCCUGACCCCUCCCCGCGCCGCCCUGCUGCUGGCCUGCGUGUGGGCCGUCUCCCUGGCCGUCUUCUUCAUCCCCUUCCUGGAGGUGCGCUUUUUCGGGGACCCGGGUGAGGGGGGCGGCAGCGAAGCGGCCUGGGAGAACCGCACCCUGCUGUGCCUGAGCGGGGCAGGAGGGAGGUGGCAGGCGGACUAUCACAGGGAGCUGGGGAUGUACUACCAUCUGCUCCUUCAGAUCCCCAUGUUCUUCGUGGCCAUGGUGGUCAUGCUGGUCACCUACUACAAAAUCCUGCAGGCGCUCAACAUCAAGAUCGGCUCACACUUCAAGAGGAGCCAGCGGCGCAAGAACGCCGGGAGCAGCGGGAGCAUCGGCAACAGCAGCAACAAGAACAAGAACAAGAAGAAGAAGAGGAAAUCUUCCGGCCAGAUGGUCACUGCCCCCAGCGAGACCAAACUCCUGACCCAGCCCCCUCCCCUCAUCCCCAGCUCCACCCCCCAGCCCCCAGCCCCUCAGAUGGGGGUCCAGGCUUCCGUCUCGGUCAUCAUCGCCCUGCGGAGGGCGGUGAAGCGGCACCGGGACCGUCGUGAGCGCCAGAAGAGGGUGUUCCGGAUGUCUGUGAUCAUCAUCUCCACGUUCCUGGGCUGCUGGGCUCCCAUCUCGGUGGUGAACCUGCUGAUCCUGUGCCUGGGCCCCAGCGACAGCCUGGUGACGGUGCGGAUCUGCUUCCUCGCCCUGGCGUACGGCUCCACCGUCUUCCACCCGCUGCUCUACGCCUUCACCCGGCAGAAGCUGCGCAAGGUGCUGAAGAGCAAGGUGCGGAAGCGCGUGGUGUCGCUGCUGCAGGUCGACCCAGCCCCCAGCGGCACCGUCAUCCACAACUCCUGGGUGGAGCCCAGGAAGGGGGGCCGCAGGCCGAGGCUGGAGUGCAGCGACGCCACGGACCGCUGCCUCACCGAGGCUGUCAGGGAGUGACUCUCUGCCCUUUUACACCCCUCCCUGCCGCCUUUCUUUAUUUCCUGCCUUCUCUCUCCCAACCUCUUUCCUCUCUCUCUUCCUUCCUUUCCAUUCCCCCCAUUUUUUCCACCUUGCUUAUUUUCUUUGUUUGAUUCUUCUCUCUUCUUUUCCUCGUUUCCCUUCUUUUCCCUGCUCUCUCCUUGAUUUCUUGCCUUCCAUCAUCUCUGCUGUCUUUCCUCUUUUUUCCUCCAUGUCCCUGUCCCUCCAUUCCCUUUUCCCUCCCUCUCUUCCUCCAGAGCCCCUUGCCUCUGUCUUCCUCCCUUCCCUGUAUUAUUGUAUUUGCCUUGUCUCGUUUUAUUGAGAAAACAACCAGCAAAACUCUCUCUCUUUUUCUGACUCUGUAGACUGCAACCAUUGCAACAGGUGCAGCAGCACAGUGUGUAUCCUCAUGUGUGAAUAACCACAGCACUCUAUGAACAUUCACAGUGCAUUCUGUAUAUACACCAAGUACAAUGAAUGGGACAGAAAGUCUGUUCAGAUCUGUGAUACUGGAGAAUCACUUUCCUUAGAUCGAGCUCCGUAGGGUAAGGAACAGAGCGAUUCGCCUGCUCAUUCUGUCGCUGGAUUUGAAUGAAUUGAAGAUAGAUUCUAGAAUGAUUAUUGGAUUUGAAUGAAUUGAAGAUAGAUUCUAGAAUGAGAUCCAGUAAGAAGAACACUCACUCAGGAUCACCGUUUCUAUGUAAAAGUUAUUCGAUGCUGGAGAUCUCAACGCUUGUGGUAUGAAGAACAUGAAUUCGCUCAGCGGGACUUGAAUGGAUCAAUCCCAUAGUGACUGUAAGGUUAGCAUUCAUUGCAAAGCUCUUGUGGGGUGGGUCCCUGUGGAGACGUUCCUGGCAGUGUGGAUGCAAGAAGCAUCUGGAAGUGAGAGCUUGUUUCUAGUUUUCUGGGAGAGUGGGAUACAAAAUGUUUCUGUAAUAAAGACUGUGUGACAAUUCCUUACUCAACCACUGCCUGUUACCCCAGACCAGCUUCAGAUCUGCAGUGCUGUCCAGAUACAGUGUACAGGAUACGUGUGCAAUAGGGCCCCACAGGGGGGGGGGGGGCGUAUAGGUCAAAUAUACGGACGCCCCCGAGGAGUCUGUGUGUUGGACGAAUACACACACCCCGAAGGGCCGUACUGAAUUUAUCAUUCAGGUCAAACAGUAGAUUUGAAAAAACAAAAAGCAUAAAUGAUGCUUCGGGCAAAAAAAUGAUUCGUUUUUUUUAUUAAAUAUCCUGAUGCCAAUAAAGUAGUCCCGUUUAUAACUUUGAACUGCACACUAAGUUAAGCUGAGCAAAUUCAUUUAAUUGAAACAUGCAAAAAUGAGUACAUGUUUAUUUUUGAUAUGGGUUGAAUUGUACAUUGCCAUUGAAAAGAUCCACCAGGAGGCGCAGUUGAGACGGCACUGAAUUCUUUUUUUUUUUUUUUCAUCUCGGUGGAAGCAGAACGGAGGCAGUGGGUAAAAAUAAAUUCACUGCCGUCUCGGAUUUCAAUAAGUUAAGGUCUGUGUUGGAAAGGGGUGGAUAAUGUGCAGACGUGUCUUUUUGUGUUUUUCUGUAGCGUCUACAAACUGCUAAACAGACAUUAUUUGAAGUGAGUGUGUAUGUUGACAGACCCCCCAGUGUUGUUUUCAUUUACACAGUGGUUUAUUCCAGCUCAAGAUUUUCUGAAGAUGUGCAUUUUCCACAGUUGAGACAAUCUGUUAUUUUGUUUCAGCCAGUCCUGAAAGACAGUGGUUUUAAAUGUUUUCUUGUUUUUUUUUUCGUUUUGCUGUCUUCCAGUUAAUGUUCUUCAUCCAGCUCUGCUUGGUACUGUUGGGGUUGUUUUGCUGGUAAUUGGUCACUCAGUUUGAUUGUUACUGUCCAUCUGUAACUGUAAACAAGAUGGAUCCCGGUACUUUAAAUUCUGUGAGGCAGCGCAGUGAUUUCAAAUAAUGUGAUGAGGCUCCAGCUGUCCGCAUCCAUCCAAUAUACAGACAGCUGGAACCUUGCUCGACCAAUCACCUUGCUUGUUUCACGUUCCCUUGCCAGCCCUGGAUUCUAAAUGAUGUCCAUGCAGACUGCUCAGCCCUGUAUCCCGUUCUGAAUGUAUGUGUUUAUUAGAUUGCAGAGCUGUGAAGGACUUCAUUGCUGAUUUUUUGCAAUGGACACGCUAAGAUUGCGUUGAGUUCCUCACUGUAUUUGAGCACAUCCCCUCCCAUACAGAAUUGUAAAAAACCCCAAGAGCUGUCAGAAAACAUUCCAGAAUUAAGAAUAAGCUUCAUGAUCAAAGUUUACCUCUGUAAAAGUAAAGCAUUGAUGUAAUAAAGCAUAGGUACGCAUUGUAAAAGCCCAGAGAGGUAUGCUAAAGCAUAUUUUAAUACCUUGGCAAACCAGAGUAAACGAUGGUACAUGCAUAGAAUAACCAUGGGGAUACUGCAGACCCUUGCAGGGGAAUCAAGGGAAUGAUUAACAAGCAUCUGUCUGUAGGGAUGAUGGGAGCGGGACAGGG